This is a messenger RNA of Hevea brasiliensis (rubber tree), 901 nucleotides long. RefSeq lists its product as uncharacterized. The transcript has 3 exons. The coding region runs from base 390 to 683 and encodes 97 amino acids. NCBI's taxonomy places the organism in Eukaryota, Viridiplantae, Streptophyta, Magnoliopsida, Malpighiales, Euphorbiaceae. The record is from RefSeq and is a predicted model, not a curated record.
AUAAAAUCCUUUUUUCCAAAUUUUGUCAAUUUAGAGCCAUAAUUCUUCAAUUGUAUGAACAACCAGGCAGAGAGAGGUGGUGAAGCUUUCGAGGAUAUGGGUUUUGCCCAUUUGUAAACAGCGUAGCGUAGGCCAUUGAGUGGGCUAUGAAACUCGAAGGGUUUUGAUCACACGCCAAAAUCUCUCAUGCCCAUUUUGAAAAUCAAAGUGCUUGUGGUUACUCUUGCUACCAUUGGAGACACUGCAAACUACGGGAAUCUCCCAUCUCCAUCAACAAGUUGGAAAACUCAAAUCUCUUAGAUUCCUCACUGAACCUUAUAUUCCCAUUUACUCAGUUUUUGGAGAUUCAAGCUCUGAAGUUUUUCCGAAUUAAAUUAGCAGAUUGAUAGAUGGCUUUGAGGCGUUUUUUGGGAUUCUCAGAUGUUGAGCUGAUGAGGGCAGAUGCUAAACCUUGUUCCAGACUAAUGAGGCAGACAGCUGGAAUUUUUUCUUUUGGAGGAGCAUUAGGAUUCUGGAUUCUCUGUAGGUUGCAUUAUGGUCCUAGAAUUACAGUUCCUAAGAGCCUUCGCUGGGCUAUUUGUGGUGCUAUUUCUGUGGGUUCAACCUCUGCUCUCCUGGUCCGUCUUUUCAGCCCUGAAUGUGAACCCCAGAAUAUAGCUGCUUAUGACAAAAUAAAACAGUGAUACAUCACUAAUAAGGUUGAAACUAUAAUGUUCAAAAUGCGCCCAUCUAUCCUUUAUCCUAUUAUAGAUUUCCUUUGUUGACCGUCAAAACUAUUUGAUAUAGUGGCUGUUUGUGUAUAACUUGAUGUGUACUUCGUCCUGAGAAGGCUUUGUGGAAAAGUUAGCAUUGUCUGAGGAUUUGUAGUCCUUAAUUUAUCAAUAGCCGUGAAUAUUUAGCA